AUGGCGUCAGGCCACGAUAGCCACCGCCGAGCCCGGACGCCCGCCAUCGACAUGACGAAAUUCAAGGGCCACGCCUCGGAAGGAAAAGAGCCACAGGACGGGGCCAACAGCUUAAUAUCCGUCUUGCACGACAUCGACCCGCAAACCGAGAGACUCCACAUCCUUGGAGACGCGCCAACCAACGAGGAAUGGGAGAUCCUGACACACCACUUCACCAACGUGCGUUUCAUCAAGCUGCUGGUCAUUGCCGAUGCCGUCGCCGAGCGCAUCACACCACGCGCUAUCGUCGAGGGCAGAAUCCAGAGUCCUGUUCUCCUCUUCACUGCGGGUCUGCGGUCGAGGUCUGAAGGAGUCGAGGUCAACUACCUCCCCUACCAAUGGCACAAGUGGUUCAACAACCAUUACGAAGACAAAGGACCUAUCUUCUCACCCGACCUCGGCUCCUCCCCGUCCUCAGCACUGAAACAUUUCCGGAUCCUCGGCAACGACGCGCUGCAAAUGCACUCCUACAUCGCCCUGGCCAAGUUCCACCGCCUCGCCUCCCUCUCCUCCUUAACAAUCUGCUCCCCCGGCCGCCACGACAUGCAGCAUCUUGUCCCUCACACGCCCCUCCUCUUCCUCCCGCUGCUCAACAACCCCAAGACGUUUAAACUCACCAUGGGCAGGGCAAUGUGCGCCACCCUGCUCGCCGAGGUAGUAGGCGAGGACGACGGCGAAGCCGAGGAGGCAUUUCUGCGCGAUUUCCUCCCGCCGGAUAUUGAAACGUUCCACUUCCGCGGUCCGGUGUCGGUGGCGCCGCACCUGGACGAGUGUGCCGCCGCGUUUUGGUAUAGAGGAUCCUGCCGCGGCUGA
Parathielavia appendiculata is the source of this 852-nucleotide messenger RNA. RefSeq lists its product as uncharacterized. The record is from RefSeq and is a predicted model, not a curated record. The transcript has 3 exons. NCBI's taxonomy places the organism in Eukaryota, Fungi, Ascomycota, Sordariomycetes, Sordariales, Chaetomiaceae. Bases 1 to 852 code for a protein of 283 amino acids.